Messenger RNA from Pedinophyceae sp. YPF-701, 4350 nucleotides. NCBI's taxonomy places the organism in Eukaryota, Viridiplantae, Chlorophyta, Pedinophyceae. The record is from the annotation of a GenBank genome assembly.
AUGCGUCGUAUCAAUUCCAAGAAGCAGCGGAAGCGCGAGGCGCGGCAGGGGAAACGCCACCGCGGAAAAGCGAAGCAGCCGUGGGAGAACGAGGACGAGGACCCCGCGAACGUCGAGAACAUACAUGAAGAGCCCGCGGCGAAUGCCACGCGCGACGCCGGCGCCGCAGGCGGGGAGGAGCCGCAGACGGAGGAGCCCGCCGACGCCGAGGAAAAGCCGGCGCCGCAGCCCCGGUCCAAGUCGCAGCAGCGCAAGCUGCGCCAGGUCGAGGAGCGCAAGCGCAAGCGCGAGGAGCGCGAGAUCGUCGUGGCCGACAUCCAGCGCCACACCCUUGAUGAGGACAAGUUGAAGCUGCUGCGGUCCGUUGGGGCGCGGAGUGCGAAGGAAACGAAGCGCGAACGUGCGCGCCGGGCGCUGCUGAUGGAGCGCGCAGGUCUCCACGAGGAGGCCGAGCGGCUCGGGCUGUACCAGCGGCCGAAGCGGAGGCGGGCGGAGCCGUCGAGCGACGAGGGGGGCGGGAGUGGAGAGGAUGACGCAGCACAACAACGCGACACUGGCAGCGAAUCGGGUGGUUCUGAAGGGGGGCAGUCGGGCAGCGAGAGCGAGGACGGCGACGGCGUGCCGCCGACGGGGAUCGGCGUGCUUGCGCCGAAGGCGGCCGACGCGGGCGCCAGCGAAAGCGGCGAUGAUAUCGAGGACGAUGGUGAGCCCGCGCUGGGCGCUGCGGCGCUGCGGAAGCGGCGGAAGGAGGCGACGCUGAAGGAGCUGGCGUCGGACGGGCUGUUGGACCGCACGGAGGGCGAAGAGGACGCGGCGGGGGUGUUUUCUGGAACACGCCUGGAGGACACCGGGGUGCCGGUGGACGACCCGAUCCUGGCGUUGACGCGCAACGUCGGCGUGGAGCGGACGGAGGAAGUGCAGCGCGUGCGCGAGGGCCUGCCGAUCGUCGCGAUGGAGGCGGAGGUCGUCGACGCGAUCCGCCGCCACGACGUCCUCAUCUUGUGCGGGGAGACGGGCUGCGGGAAAACGACGCAGGUCCCGCAGUUCCUCCACGAGGCCGGCUUCGGCUGCGGAGACUUCCCCGAGCGCCGCGGGCGCAUCGGCGUGACGCAGCCGCGGCGCGUGGCCGCCGUCAGCACCGCACAGCGCGUGGCAGAGGAGCUGGGCGGGCACGUCGGGGCGAGGAAGGGCGCGGUCGGGUACCAGAUCCGGCACGACCGGCGGGUCUCGGAGGACACGUCGGUGAAGUUCAUGACCGACGGGAUCCUGCUCCGGGAGAUACAGGACGACUUUCUGCUAGCUGCGUACAGCUGCGUGGUGGUGGACGAGGCGCACGAGCGCAGCCUGAACACGGACGUGCUGCUCGGGCUGCUGUCGCGAGUCGUGCGGCUGCGGCGGAGCAAGUGGGAGGCGACGCGCGAUCUCGCGGAAGGGAGCCCGGCGAAGGUGUAUCCGCUGCGUUUGGUCAUCAUGUCGGCGACGCUGCGUGCGGAGGACUUCACCAGCAACCGGCGCAUCUUCCGCACCCCGCCCCCGAUCCUCCACGUCCCCGCGCGGCAGUUCCCCGUCACCGUGCACUUCAGCCGCCGCACUGAGCUGCACGACUACGCCAGCGCGGCGUUCCGCAAGGUUUGCCGCAUCCACCGCGAGCUGCCGCACGGGGGCAUCCUGGUGUUCCUGACGGGGCAGCGCGAGGUCGAGCUACUGUGCCGGCGGCUCAGGAAGGCCUUUCCGGCGCGAACGGGGCGGCCGGAGCCCGCCGAGCCUCACGGGAGCGACGCAGAAGACGAGGUGGCGGGUGAGCAGUUUGGCGCUGAUGUGGGGGAGCGGGAGGGCGCGGGGGGCGUGGGCCGUGACGACGAGGUGGCCUUCGAGGGGGUGGACGACUUCGAGGUGGGCGAGGCGGACGAGGACGAGGAGGAGGUAGAAAUAUUGGGGGGGGGUGUGUUGGACGCGAAGGAGGUCGCGGAGGCCGAGGCGAGGAUGGACGAGGCGAUGGCGCGGCAGUUCCGCGGCGAAGGCGUCUUCAAGAACCUGCUCGGAGAGCGCGGCGCCGCGGACGAGGCGGCGGCCGCGGGCGGCGGCGACGAUGUCGGGUACGGCGCGGGGGCGUCUGCGUGGACCGCGGCGGGGUGGCUCGCGGACGAGGCAGCCAAGGGCUUCACCGGGCAGCUGAACGCGCAGGCCGGCACCGAGGUCGACGGCGCGGGCGGCGAUGACGAUGCGGGCGGGCACGGGCACUUGCACGUGCUGCCCCUCUACGCCAUGCUGCCGCAGCGGCGCCAGGCGGCGUGCUUCGAGCCGCCGCCGCCAGGGUCCCGGCUCGUCGUCGUCGCGACGAACGUCGCGGAGACGUCGCUGACCAUUCCGGGCAUCCGCUACGUGGUGGACGCGGGGCGCAGCAAGCAGAAGCUGCUGGAGCGCAGCGCGGGCCUGGCGCGGUACGACGUGCGGUGGGUCUCGAAAGCAUCGGCGCAGCAGCGCGCAGGGCGGGCCGGGCGGACGGGCCCGGGGCACUGCUACCGGUUGUACUCGAGUGCACACUUUGCCGACACGUUCCCGGAGCACACGCCGCCGGAGAUCGCGAACACUCCGCUCGAAGGCGUCGUCCUGAUGCUCAAGUCGAUGGGCGUGGAGAACGUCGCGAACUUUCCGUUCCCGACGCCCCCAGACGCCGACGCGCUCGGUGCGGCUGAGGCGUGCCUUCGAGCGCUCUCCGCCAUUGACGCGCGCCGUGGAACGCUCACCGCGCUCGGAAAAGCGAUGUCCGCGUUCCCCAUCAGCCCGCGGCACUCCCGCAUGCUCCUCGAGGCCGCGUCCGCGCGCACGGAGAGCGUGGACGCGCCCGGGACGCGCAGCACCGGCGCGGGCGAGGCGGUAGGGUUCAUGUCUGCUGACAACGCUGCGGAGGUGCUUCCAUUCGCGGUCAUGCUGGCGGCGGGCCUCAGCGUGGACACGCCCUUCCUGCACGUCGACAGCAUCCGCGCCGAGGACGACGACGCGUCGAGCGGCGACGAGGGCGACGCGAGCGGAGAGCAUGCUCGACGGAAGAAGGGGGUGUCCGCAGCGACCAAGGCGAAGCGUGCGCGGGCGCGCGAGGCGCAGGCAGCGUUCCGCUGUGGCAACAGCGACGCGCUGUCGGUGCUGCGGGCGCUGUGCGCGUACGAGCUGGGCGGGGAGUCGGACAGAUGGUGCAAGGAGCAUUUCAUGCACGGACGCAACCUGCGGGAGGCCGCCGCGCUGCACCGGCAGCUCGCGCGCUCCCUCACGGCCAGUGGAGGCUUCGUGCGGCGCGUGGGCGGGUCCGGCGCCGCCGCGCAGGCGUGGGCGGACGCUGCGCGGCGGGUGGCGGCAGCGGCGGCCUCGGCAACCGUCGCGGAGCCGCCGGCGGCGUGGGUCGAGGGCAGGCUGCGGCGGGCGAUCGCGGCGGGGUGGGCGGACCGCACAGGGCGCCGCGUGCGCACCGCGGAGUACCUUGCGCGCAUGCAGGAUGCGGCCGCGGAGGCGGCGGGGAGGCUCAAGGCGGUGCGGUACGACUCGUGUGCGAUGGGGGCGGAGGAGCACGUGUACUUGCACCCGAACUCGGUGCUGGCGCGACGGCCGCCGGCGUACGCGGUGUGUUUGGAGCUCGUGCGGGGCCCGAAGCGGGUGUACAUGGGGGGGGUGACGGCGAUCGAGCCCGAGUGGCUCCCGGCGGCAGCUCCGGCGCUGUGUCGCGUCUCGAAGCCGCUCGAGGACCCGGUCCCGUUCUACAGCCCCGAAAGGGACGAGGUGCUGGCGUGGCACGAUGUCGAGUUCGGUCCGCACAACUGGCAGCUCCCGCGGCACCCCGCGCGCCACCCGAGCCAGGACGCACGCUGCGCGGCCUUCGCGGUCGCGCUGCUGUCCGGCAAGGUCACCGCGGCCUUCACGGCGCUCUCGGGCUCCUUGGUGGCCAAGCCUGACGUCAUUCAGCGCCCGGAGAUGCAGGGUCACGUCAGGGUGGGGGAGUUGGUCGCCCGGCUGACCGCCGCAAAGGUGGACUCGCGGCGCGCCCUCGCGGCGGCCUGGAGCAAGGCUCCGCAGUUCCUGUUGCGCGAGAUUGCGCAGUGGGUGCCGAAAUCGCACGCCAGCGUGUUGGAGGGGUUGUGGCCGGCGGCGACGGCGACGUGCAUCCAGGAAGCCGCGGACGGAACGCGCCCUGGGAGCGCGCCGGGCGGCAAGUCCAAGGGCGCGAAGCGCGCGAUGGAGGUGGCGUCGCGCGGCGCGGCGUCAGCGCUGCUGGGGAACAAGGCGGUGCGACGCAUGGCGGCGGGGGCGCCGGCGGGGGGCAAGCCGGGCAAGGCGGGCGGGAGGUCGUUCAAGCUUUGA